AUGUUAGCAACAAUAGCACCAAACUCGUUAGUCAUUAACCCAACAUCUAUGUUAGUAGAGAUGAAAAGCUUCAUUCCUUCUUCAUAUACUUUCGAAACAGAAAUCCAGAAGAUAAAGCAAGAACUUCUCCAAGGAGAUUUAGAUUGCACUGCAAAAGAUGAAACAAAUGAAGAAUAUCUUUAUGAAAUGCAGGAUAUUAUUGACCAUCUACCUAAACUUCCUGAAAUACAACAACAAAAGCUUACUAUUCCUGAAUUCGAUGAAAUUGAAGUCAAAGCAACUGACUCAGUAGAAAUAAAGAAGUUCAUACGUAAGGUUAACUAUGAGUUUCUUGGAUUUCAUUGCAACCACAAAGUCAUGGACAAAGAUUGCGACAUGUUAUAUAAGAAUGUUUCUGACAUAUAUAAAUCUGGGGAGUUUAAGACAUACGACAACUUUGUUUCGUUAGUUGCAAAAUGUGUAUGGCAGAUAAGAGAUAAAGAUAGAAGAGGUAAAGUAUGGAAUGAACAGAUAAAACCCGCAACUUUUGAGUUAAAGAAAACCAUUGACGCCUUAGUUGUACUUGCAGGACAAAUUUCAAUGUACAAUGCUAAAAUGAGCCCACAAUGUUCAAAAUGUAAAGCAGCAAUGAGGAAAUAUAACUACUCCGUCAAAGAGAUAGAACGUAUGCGAAACGACUAUGCAGAUUUAAAGAAAGAAGCAGAGAAACCAGCAGAAGAUAAAGUUAGUAUGACUAUCUUGUGUACUGUGGCACCGCGCGCCUCCGUACACAACUUAGCGGUUUUGACACUUUACGAAACCAUUAAUGUAUAUUUUACAACACAAAACGACAACACUCACUUAACCUUAAAUAUUUACAAAGCCGCCAACCACUUCACUAACGAGCUCACCAACAUUUUCGCUAACGACUUCACUAAUGAAAAAAUAAACGUUCUCACUAACGUUCCCACUAAUGUUCUCAUUUACAAAAGUAUUGCAGCGCUUCCCAUUGCUGUGCUUCACAUAACAGCUCAUAAUCUUCUGACUCACUUUCUUCUUCAUAUAGGUCAAAAUCACUGUCAUAGUUUAUACCUGUAA
This is a messenger RNA of Trichomonas vaginalis G3, 1077 nucleotides long. Its product is annotated as organellar and viral DNA polymerase type B. NCBI's taxonomy places the organism in Eukaryota, Parabasalia, Trichomonadida, Trichomonadidae. The record is from RefSeq and is a predicted model, not a curated record. Bases 1 to 1077 code for a protein of 358 amino acids. The transcript has a single exon.